Messenger RNA from Olea europaea var. sylvestris, 852 nucleotides. RefSeq lists its product as uncharacterized. The record is from RefSeq and is a predicted model, not a curated record. Gene Ontology annotation, molecular function: aspartic-type endopeptidase activity. The coding region runs from base 1 to 852 and encodes 283 amino acids. Gene Ontology annotation, biological process: proteolysis. Lineage: Eukaryota; Viridiplantae; Streptophyta; Magnoliopsida; Lamiales; Oleaceae. The transcript has a single exon.
AUGGACAAGCAAUUCAAGAAUUUUUUGAAUACCCUCGGACAACUUCACAUCAAAAUUCCUUUUAUUGACGCUAUUCUACAAAUUCCAAAUUAUGCUAAGUUUUUGAAAGAGAUGUUGACUAAGAAGAGAAAGUUGCCAGAACAUGAAACAAUAGCACUAUCUGAAGGGUGCAGUGCGAUCAUCCAGCAUAGGAUCCCUCCCAAACUUAAAGAUCCAAGGAGUUUCACUCUACCUUAUUCCAUCGGAAAUUUACAUGAUAUAAAUUGUUUAAUUGAUUCAGGAGCGAGUAUUAAUUUAAUACCCUUACCUCUUUACAGGAAACUGGGAUUAGGAGAUCUCAAGGCGGCAUCUAUUAUCCUUCAGCUAGCGGACCAAUCACUAAAACACCCUUACGAAAUAGUCAAAGACAUUCUUAUCAAGGCGGGGGAGUUUAUUUUUCCAGCUGACCUCAUCAUCCUCGACAUUGAAGAGGCAUCUCAGAUGCCAAUAAUUCUGGGAAGGCCCUUCUUGUCUACAAGUCAAGCCUUGCUAGAUUUUGAUGCUAAUGAGAUUGUCUUGAUGGUGGAGGAUAAGCAACAGAGCCUCACCAUGGAGAAUCCAAUCAAGCAACCAUCAUACUUUGAGGAUUGCCAACGAGUUGAUCAUUGGGAGAGUUACAAAGGUAGGCUAAAUGAAGGUGGAAUUGUUGGUAGGGACAGCGAUGAAAAUUUAAUUGUGCAGAGGGUGAAAGAUGAAAGAAGGAAGUGCAAUCAGUGUUACCCAAUAAUGCUUCUGCCGCCACAUGUCUUCAUUAUUUGGUCCAAGUUGAGGCCCAUUAUUGUGGUGUUUGGUUCCAAGUCCUCGACUCUUUGA